GAGCUCAUGGUAUUUUUUUAAAUGAAAAACGGAAGAACUUUCUCUUUAUGAUGAGUAUAUGAAAGGAUACGUCUCUGCAGACCAUUAGCGAGUCCUUGAAUCAACUGUUGGCGUCAAAGACACACAGUCGAGUUCAAAAUUCCCACAACGUUGCGACCAUCACAUUAAGCAUUUUCAAUUCACAAAAUUUGACCCGAGAGACGUCAUCCACAAUCGACUAAGUUGACGAAAAACGAUUGGAGACACAAGUGCGCACAACCUCAUCGGUGUUCCGAUACUCAGCAAAUUUCAAGAUGUCGAAGCGAUCGGCCGAAGAACAUGACGGUCCCCAAUCAUUGAAAGCUGGUGACCGCCCUGUGGCAUCCACUACCGCUGAAGAUGGCUUGGAAUUCGAAGACGAAUUUGAGGACGAGUUCGAGAGCGAAGACGAGCUUAUCGAAGCCGGUGUCGAUGGCCGACCCGACGAAGAGCGUGAAGCCGAGGAGCGAGCUUCAGGACGAGCUAUGGACGUCGACCGCGAAACAUUCAUUCCGGGACGACACAAGCUUGAUGCUGGCCAGACACUCGCACCAGAUCUCACAGCUUAUGAAAUGUUACAUACGCUCGAGACGACCUGGCCUUGUCUCUCGAUAGAUGUCAUCAAAGACCAACUCGGCGACGACCGAAAGUCAUAUCCGGCCACAGUAUAUGCAGUAGCUGGCACACAAGCUGCCCGUGGACACGACAAGGAGAACCAAUUGAUGGUCAUGAAACUCUCCGGUCUCGCCCGGAAUGAUCAAGCAGGCAACAUCGACUCCGAUGACGAAGAUGAAGAUGACGACGAAGCUGUGACCGAUCCCAUCUUGGAAACAAAGUCGAUUCCGUUGACGUCUACGACGAACCGCAUCCGCGCUUUCCAAUGCCCGCAAGCUAACUCAUCCUCGCUACCUACAACAUAUACCGCUGCGAUGCAAGAGUCAGGUGACGUUCUGAUCCACGAUGUCACGCCCUACCUCACGGCAUUUGAUACUCCUGGCUUCCAGAUCCCCGCCACCGCCUCGAAACCCGUCCACACCAUCCGCGCUCACGGCAAGAACGAGGGCUACGCGGUAGACUGGUCUCCUCUGGCACCAGCAGGCAAACUCGCAACGGGUGACAGCACAGGAAAAAUCUUCCUGACAACAGGCCGUGCAGACGGCGGAGGGGGUUUCACCACCGACAGCAACGCAGCCUUUAUCGGCCACCAGUCAAGCGUAGAGGAGAUCCAAUGGUCGCCAUCAGAACGUCACGUCUUCGCCUCCGCCUCCAGCGACGGCACCGUCGCCAUCUGGGACGCACGCGCCAAAGCCCGCACCCCGGCCCUGUCCGUCCGGGUCUCCGAAACCGACGUGAAUGUGCUCUCCUGGUCGCGGCAGACCGCCCAUCUCCUCGCCUCAGGUCACGACGACGGAACCUGGUCAGUAUGGGAUUUCCGAGCAUGGAAAGCCAGCGGAAACGCGAGUGCCACCCCGGCGCCCAAGCCCGUUGCGCAUUUCGAUUUCCACAAAGAGCAGAUCACUAGCGUGGAAUGGCACCCGACCGAUGACAGCAUCGUGGCGGUAUGUGCAGGUGAUAGCACACUGACGCUGUGGGAUCUGGCGGUGGAAUUGGACGACGAGGAAUCUCGGUACACGGCAGACGUCAAGGAUGUGCCGCCACAGUUGCUGUUCGUGCAUUAUAUGGAGCAAGUCAAGGAGUGUCACUGGCACCCUCAGAUUCCGGGGACGGUGGUGGCUACUGGUGGAGCAGGGUUGGGAGUGUUCAAGACGAUCAGCGUAUGAUGGAAUGAAACCAAGUCAUGGGAUGUAGCCUUCGAAAGAGGGUCAAGAUUUGAUGUUCGUCCGAUAAGGGAUCUACGUGAUGGAUAACACAGUUAAAGCGGGAAUCUGGCCUUCAAAGAUAGAUUUGGAAUGGAAGACGCUCGUGCGGAGCCUAUGCACUAAGAAGUUUUCUUUAUCAUUGCAUUGGCAAAGAGAAGUCCGAAAUAGCAAACAGAAAAGCGGUCUCGAAGAAAAGUCAAAAUAGUCUCGCCGGACUCGAUCCCUUGUGUCAAAUUGAAAGUCAAAAAGCGUGAUAAUCGUCACAGGCCAAAAAGGCAGAAACAUUGACAAAAGAAGUGCAACCAAGAUUCGAAGGAAAGUGUGAAAAUGAUGACCAGAGAGGUUGCUGAUUGGUUGUAGGCUCGCAGCGACAAGUUUUGUUCGUCCAGCCUCGAAGUGAUAAGAAUCGGCUCACUAGAAAG
Molecule: messenger RNA, 2260 nt
Organism: Dissoconium aciculare CBS 342.82
Lineage: Eukaryota; Fungi; Ascomycota; Dothideomycetes; Mycosphaerellales; Dissoconiaceae
Product: glutamate-rich WD repeat-containing protein 1
Exons: 1
Coding region: 294-1799 (501 amino acids)
Molecular function (GO): protein binding
Source: RefSeq, a predicted model, not a curated record